AUGAUUGUCCCGAGAGACGAAACGCUGACGGUGAACUCGAGGUUCGGUAGCCCUUCGGUAACUGUCUGCUUGUUUCUCACCGUUGAAUUACUGAUCGGCGCUCUUCUGUCGGGCUUUCUAGCCGUUCUUGAGAUCGUGAAAUCCCGACUGCCCAAACCGCCGAGAAAUUUAACCGGCGAUGUUGUCCUGGUAGCUGGGGCCUCGUCGUCUCUCGGCAAAUCCAUCGCGGAAGAAUUCGCCAAGAAUGGAUGUACCGUCAUUUGCGUGGACCGUGAGUCGAAAUCGGUCGAAGAAAUAGCCUCUGGUCUGCAAGCGCGUUAUCCCGUUGUCGAAGAAGUCAGACCAAGUCAUCGAAAAGACGAUUCGCCGCGACCAACCGCAGCAAUAACCGCUUACAAGUGCGAUUUAUUGAACAGUGAAGACAUACGGAGAACCGCCCAAAAGAUCAAGAACGAGGUCGGUAGGGUUGACGUUUUGGUAACUUGUGUGGGCAACAUGGAUCAGGAUAUAUUCGACACAGCCAGCAAAACUCUGAUGAGCCAUUUCUGGACGGUAUUGGCGUUUUUACCACUGAUGUUGUAUCGCGAGCGAGCGCAUAUCGUCGGUGUCACGCCAGUUGCAUCAAAUUGUGACGCGUACCACGGUUCAAGAGCAGCGAUAGCCAGUCUGAUGGAAAGUCUGACCGAACAAUUGAGCAAUCACAGCAGCCAGCUGACGUUCCUCGCGUUCUCGCCAAUCGCAAAAUACAGCACGCCAACAGAAACCGAGAAAGAGGUAGCUGUAGACAUCGUGCAGGCAGUUCGAACGGAUUGGAACAGUUUAAGAGUGGGCUGGAUCUCCAGGUUUUCGUAUCGUAUAAGCUGCGCGAUGUACAAUUGUAUAACGUCAUUCACGGAGUGGAUUGGUUCGCAAGGAUGCGAUUAUCCUGCAUAGAUCCCAUUCGUCUCU
Molecule: messenger RNA, 948 nt
Organism: Dufourea novaeangliae
Lineage: Eukaryota; Metazoa; Arthropoda; Insecta; Hymenoptera; Halictidae
Product: estradiol 17-beta-dehydrogenase 11-like
Exons: 6
Coding region: 1-933 (310 amino acids)
Molecular function (GO): oxidoreductase activity, acting on the CH-OH group of donors, NAD or NADP as acceptor
Source: RefSeq, a predicted model, not a curated record